UGGGCCGAGCUGGGUAGGAGCCGCGAUCGGCUCGACCCGACCCCCAUCAAGCAACCCUUGCUCCUGCUGCAGCGCGCACCCUGAACGCAGAGUGCCUGCAACGACCAUGGCACGAGUGCUGCCGCUUCUGCUGCUGCGACUCAGCGUGCAGUGGAGUGGUCUCGUUCACCCGGGCUGGGGAUUCAACCUGGACACGUCGGCGGGCGUGGAGUACGCGGGGCCACCCGGCUCCUACUUUGGCUACGCGGUGGAUCUGUACACGCAGCCAGACGCCAUUGGCGUGCUGAUCGGGGCUCCGCGGGCCAACACGUCCCAGCCCGGAGUGACGGAGGGCGGAGCGGUCUACCUGUGUCCCUGGGGCCGCGAUGGGGCCCGUCCUUCCUGCCACCCCAUCCCGUUCGACCUCACAGGUGACCGCAUGCUGACUCUGCCGACCGGCGUCCGGGACAGGGUGGACUACAAGUCGCGCCAGUGGUUCGGGGCGAGCCUGCGCGCCCUCCGCUCCAGCGUCAUGGCGUGUGCCCCGCUGUACCGCUGGAGAACGCUGCGCCCUGCGCGCGAACGCGAGCCCGUGGGCACCUGCUACGUGGCGCACGGCAACUUCAGCAGCUUCACCGAGUACUCACCCUGUCGCCGAGGCAAUCCUGACCCGCCGGGUCAAGGCUCCUGCCAAGGAGGGUUCAGCGUCGAUUUCACGGACGCGGGGACCGCGGUGCUGGGGGGGCCGGGCAGCUUCUACUGGCAAGGGCAGCUGAUCGCGGCCCCGCUGCACGCGGUCCUGGGCAGCCACAACGAGACGUACAUCAACCAGGCGGUGCAGGGGGAGACGCAGAGCCGGGCGCGGCAGUCCUCGCACGACGACAGCUACAUGGGGUACUCUGUGGCUGUUGGAGAAUUUACUGGUGAUUUGAAGCAAGAGUACGUGGCAGGAGUUCCCAAGGGGUUCCGCUCCGUGGGAUAUGUAGCGAUCCUGGAAGCGGACAACAUGACCUCCGUGCAUAACUUCAGCGGCGAGCAGAUGGCCUCUUACUUCGGCUUCGCCGUGGCGGUCACGGACGUCAAUGGUGACCGGCUGGACGACGUGCUGGUGGGAGCGCCGCUCUUCAUGCGCCGCGUGUCCGAGAGCUCGCUGCGCGAGGUCGGCCGCCUCUACGCAUUCCUGCAGGAGCGGCCGCUCUCCUUCCGCGAGCCGCAGACCUUCGACGGCCCCCACACCUACACGCGCUUCGGCAGCGCCAUCGCCCCGCUGGGCGACCUGGACCAGGACGGCUAUAACGACGUGGCGGUGGGCGCCCCGUUUGGCGGGGAGGACCAGCGCGGCCUGGUGCACGUCUACAGCGGCAGCCGGGACGGCCUCAGGACCUCUCCCACGCAGGUCCUGCAGGGACAGUGGGCGUCCGCCGGCGCUCUGCCCGGCUUCGGCUACUCGCUGAGGGGCGCCGUGGACGUGGACGGGAACGGGUACCCAGAUUUGUUGGUGGGGGCUUUUGGAGUGUCCAAGGCCGUGCUGUACAGGGCCCGGCCGGUCGUGAGCCUGGACGUGGAGCUGCAGCUGGUGCCGCAGAUGAUCAACACCGAGAGCAAGGACUGCAUGAUGCCCGGCUCGGGGGCACCUGUGUCAUGCUUCACAGUCAAGGUCUGUCUCUCAGCGGUUGGAAAAAGUGUUCCUGCAACAAUGGAGGUAGAGCUCCAGGUGCAGCUCGACAGGCUGAAGCUCAAGGGCUCCGGGCGACGGGCCCUCUUCCUGCUGUCCCAGACGUCGCUUCACGAGCAACGGCUCAGCCUUGCCAACCGGGCCCGGCCGCACUGCGUGGCCCUGCUCGCCUUUCUCAGGGGCGAGUCGGAGUUUCGUGACAAGCUCACGCCAAUCUCCGUGGGCCUCAACCUCAGCCUGGAUGAGCAGGCGAGGCAGGGCCCUCACGGCCUCCACCCCAUCCUCCACCCCUCCAGCCCGCAGCACGUCAGCAAGCAGGCCUACAUCUUGCUUGACUGUGGUGAGGACAAUGUCUGUAUCCCCAAGCUGAAGCUCUCGGUCACGUGGGACCGCAAGGCGCUGCUGGUGGGCGAGGAGAACCUGGUGACGCUGGCGCUCGUGGCAAGAAACGCGGGCGAGGGCGCCUACGAGGCGGAGCUCGUCCUCGUGCUGCCCCCUGAGGCCGACUACGUGGGCAUCGUCCGAAACGAGUCGCUGAGCUUGCUGAGCUGCUCCUACAAGGCUGAGAAUGCAUCCAGGAGCGUUCUGUGCGACCUGGGCAACCCCAUGGCCGGCCAGAGCAGCAUAGCGCUGGGCCUGCGCUUCAGCGUCAACCGGCUGGAACAAGCGGGGCCCAACGUCACGUUCGAGGCGUACGUCAGGAGUGCGAACCAGGAGCCCCACGAGCACGUGUUUGAGGCUGUGACGCUGCCUGUCAGGGUCUUCGCUCAACUCGACCUCCGUGGGGUGUCUCUGCCGCCCCAGCUGGUGCUGCCCCUGCCCGACUGGGCCCCGCCGAGCGCCGAGCUCAGCACCGAGGAGCAGGUGGGGCCGCUGGUGCUGCACGUCUACGAGCUGCGCAACAGCGGCCCGGCCAGCGUGGGGCCCAGCCAGCUGGAGGUGGCCCUGCCGGAGAAGCUCAAGGAUCAGUUUGUGCUCUACCUCCUGGAGCUGGCGACCGAGGGGCCCCUCACCUGCAAACUGGACCGCCCAGCUAACCCCCUGCAGCUACAGAUGAGCAUGACGGGCGCGGAGAUGCUGCUGAACGACUCGUGGGCCGAGCCGUGGCAGUCGUUUCGCCGCCGUCGCCGCCGGACGCUGCUGCAUCUGAGGGCCCUGGCCGCGGACAGGGGGCGCACGCUGAAUUGCAGCUGGGCGGAGUGUGCCCACGUGCGGUGCGACGUGGGCGUUCUGCACAAGGGAGAGAGCGCCGUGCUGAAGGUGCGGGCCCGGCUCUGGGCCGACACCUUCCUCAAGAGAGAAAACCAGAAGUUUUCCAUCCAGGCCUUGGCCAGGUUCGACGUGCUGCAGGUGCCCUACCGAAUAAAGCCCGCAGAGUACCCCAGCGGCAGCGUGGUGGUACAGAGCAAGGUGCUGUGGGCCCGCUCUGACUCGAGUCUGCCGCUGCCCUUCUGGGCUGUACUGCUCGCCGUCUUCUCGGGGCUGCUGCUGCUCUCCCUGCUCGUCUUCGCCAUGUGGAUGGUGGGCUUUUUCCACCGCAAGAGGCCCCCACAGAAGGACGAAACCAACCACCAGACCCAGGCAGCCCCUGCAUCCAAUGGCCACGAGGCGUGACCCAGCAGCCACACUGGAGCCAAGCUGUUGCCGUGCACCUCAACGGCUCCCCGCUCCCCCGAACGUGGACACUGUGUGGCACGAGGCGCCUUAGGGGAAUAGGGACAUUGCCAGCACUGGAACUGACCGAGCAAGAUCUUCCACCUGACAAACACCAAGCGGCGGAUGAAGGAGGAAGACUGCCACGUGGUUCUCGUUUUUAUUCUGAAAGGUGCCCAACCGGCUGGGUGUGGCUGAAAGUCGGCGGUGAAGAUGGGCGGGAUACCCGAUUCAAGCCAUCCAGAGCCACUGCCGCUUCGAGUUACUCAUUGGUCAAAUCACAUUAUACCUCCUGGAAUGCCAUUCGCACUCACUCACGGUUUACAUAUCAGCUACUGAAAUGCAUCAAUUGAUUUUAGGCAACAUUUCGUUGUUUUGUUACAUUAAAGUAAAUUGUGUUACACGCCCACGCUUACAGCGUGAAUGGGAAAAUUAUCAAAAAGGAGCAACGGCCAACAUAGUGAACUUUGGUUUUGACAUGAGACUCACCCGUUUUAGCAUAUAUUAGCAUCUUUAUACAUUUUGGUGUUUAGAUGCUGGAAAAUUUCUGAUACUUUUUUUUAUUUAUCCCAAAGGUGUUUAUACAUAUAGCAAAAUAACAACCUAUGUAUGGCAUUUAAACACAAACCAAAUAGCAUCACCUGCGUCAUUAGCACUGUGUUAUAGCAGAAAUGUAACAUUGUAGGCUAACGUCUUGUAAAAUGGUCAUAUGGAUCAUUUGCUCACAGCGCUGUAUAUUGUGCUGAUGUGGUACAGUUCGUUAUGACGGUGGACAAGUUUUUUUUUGUUUGGCUUGUGCCUGUGCCCCACUGCUAAUGCAGCCCCUUCAAUUUUGUACGAUGAGAAGUUUGUGCAAGAAAUGCACGAAUGCAAUUCCACUAACCCUGGAAGUGCUGAGAAAAAAAAAAACAAUCCUCAAUUUUUAUGAAGAAUAACGUGAUGUAUUUCGGUUGUGCUGUAUAUACCAUUGUGAAUAUGAAACUACGCGUGAUAAAGUGAAAUAUUAUUUUGGCCCGCUUACAUAUGGUGCUAUUGAGAUUUCAUCCAUGCAGCAGGGUGCAGCUGUGCCAUUGGGCACAUAACUUGGCAGAUCCAUGUUUUAAUACUCGUGCAGCAAUGAACAAAUUACGUUUCCCAACAGUGCAGUGUUUGCAGAAAUGUCCAGAAUGUAUGGUCAAGCGUGCACACGUCUUUUGUUUCUACGUAUGGACACUUUACUUUAUUGUGAAUUUCCAACUUGUGACCGAGAAAAAUGUAAAUAUGGCGAGGCUGACAAACUCGAAACGUCUGUACCUCCAGGUUAUUACUCUUUUCUGGGUAAAUGGGUGCAUUUCCAUGAAAGUGCUCUUUUUUAAGCAUCAACUCCAUUGCAAAACACUUCCCUUCUGUACAUUGACACUUGUAAAUAUAUUUUACCGAGACCUCGUUAAAGAAUGAACAAAAAAGAUUAAUAUUUCACGGCCCUACUUUUUUUUAAAUCAGUCAGCUGGUGUUGUCAACAUCCGAUUAUUGGGUUAGGCAAAUGGGGAAGCAAAGCCUAGUAUACUCAAGCUGCCACACACCCCAAUGAGCCAUUACCUCAAGCACCACAGCCCAGUAGCUAUUUCAUAAACGUACCCAGGAAGCCACCUUACAUCGCCUUGAACGUGUUAACAACAUUAAUAUGAUAAUUGUUUUUUUGCCCUUUUAUCUGGCAACAAAACUGACACCUUUUUGACAAGGAGUCAUGUUUACAUUAACCACAAUACCUGCGGUCGGAACGCAAACAAAAAACAACU
This is a messenger RNA of Petromyzon marinus (sea lamprey), 5085 nucleotides long. Its product is annotated as integrin alpha-8-like. The record is from RefSeq and is a predicted model, not a curated record. Gene Ontology annotation, cellular component: external side of plasma membrane; integrin complex. NCBI's taxonomy places the organism in Eukaryota, Metazoa, Chordata, Hyperoartia, Petromyzontiformes, Petromyzontidae. Gene Ontology annotation, biological process: cell-matrix adhesion; integrin-mediated signaling pathway; cell-cell adhesion. Gene Ontology annotation, molecular function: integrin binding.